GGCAAAAUGCAGAAUGUUCUUCUUGUGGUGCAAUGAUAUAACCUUGUGUUUGCAGAUGGAGAAGAUAGCUAUUAACCAUACCAUCGACUCAGAGUCGGAGACAAGCUUAUUCUCAAAAUAGCAAAAACACUGUUCUAUUAAAAAAUGGCUCAAGGAUUGGAUCUGACCUGGAUGGUGAUCUCUUUUCUUCUUCUGAUUCAUCUGUCAAGUCAAAAAGAAACUAGUUUCAUCUUCAACGGUUUUCGCCAGGGAGAUCUUCACGUUGCUGGGGUUGCUCAGAUCCUUCCCGGUGGACUACUGCAGCUGACCAACACCUCAGAGCAGAAGAUGGGUCAAGCUUUCUUCAAGCAGCCCUUGGAGUUCAACUCAUCUGAAUCUCUCUCCUUCUCAACUCAUUUCGCCUGUGCAAUGGUGCGUAAACCGGGAGUAACCGGAGGAAACGGGAUCGCUUUCUUCCUAUCUCCCACCAUGAACCUUUCGGAGGCAGAUGCAACUCAGUACUUGGGACUUUUCAACACCACGACCAAUAUGUCUCCUUCAUCUCGUAUCUUCGCUGUUGAGCUUGAUACUGUCCAAAGCGCGGAGUUUGAUGACAUCAAUAACAACCAUGUUGGUGUCAACGUGAACAGCCUGACCUCAACCGUAUCUGCUCCAGCUGCUUACUUUUCAGACAAAGAAGGUCGGAGUAAAAGCAUUAAUCUCUUGAGUGGAGAUUCCAUCCAGGUCUGGGUGGACUACGAUGGAACCAUACUAAACGUUUCACUCGCCCCUCUCCGAGUUCAGAAGCCGAGUCAGAGUCUUAUCUCAACAUCCCUCGAUCUCUCAGCACUUCUCCAAGGCAGAAUGUUUGUCGGACUAUCUGCAGCAACAGGGCAGUUAGCAAACAACCAUUACAUACUCGGUUGGAGUUUCAGCAGAAGCAAACAGUCACUACAAAGCCUAGACAUCUCCAAACUUCCCAAAGUUCCUCACCCCAAGAAAAAACUCUCCCCGGUGCUGAUCCUUCUCUUGAUUGUACUCAUAAUAAUAGUCUUGUUACUCCUCGGAGGAGCUUACCUCUACAGGAGAAACAAGUACGCAGAAGUAAGAGAGGAAUGGGAGAAAGAGUACGGUCCACACCGUUACUCUUACAAAACCAUCUACAAAGCAACAAAAGGGUUCCACAAAGAUGGGUUUCUCGGCAAAGGAGGGUUCGGAGAAGUCUACAAAGGAACUCUCCCUCGCGAAGGAGACAUAGCAGUGAAGAGAUUCUCACACGACGGGCAACGAGGGAUGAAGCAGUUCGUGGCAGAGAUAGCAAGCAUGGGGAGAUUAGACCACAGAAACUUAGUCCCGCUCCUAGGCUACUGCAGAAGAAAACGCGAGUUCUUCCUCAUCUCCAAGUACAUGCCCAACGGAAGCCUAGACCAGUUCUUGUUCCGAGGAGGAGAAGAAUCACCAUCUCUCCCUUGGACCAAACGUUAUUGGAUUGUAAAAGGAAUAGCGUCAGCGCUCUGUUACUUACACAGAGAAGCCGCACAAGUUGUUCUCCACAGAGACAUCAAAGCUUCGAACGUGAUGCUCGACUCAGAGUUCAACGGGAAGCUGGGAGACUUCGGUAUGGCUAGGUACCACGACCACGGAGCUAACCCGACCAUGACGGGAGCUGUGGGAACCGUGGGAUACAUGGCUCCGGAGCUGACCUCGAUGGGAGCUUCGACAAGAACCGACGUGUACGCGUUCGGAGCGUUCUUGCUCGAAGUAGCUUGCGGGAGGAGACCCGUGGAGCCUACCGCGGCGGCGGAGAGGCAGUUUCUUGUGAAGUGGGUUUGUGAGUGCUGGAGGAAGAAGGAUAUGCUCAAGGCUCGUGAUCCUAGACUGAGCGGCGAGUCUUAUUCGUCUCGGUCUGUGGAGUUGGUGAUGAAAGUGGGGUUGCUGUGCACGAAUCUUGUACCGGAAGCGAGGCCGGAGAUGGAGAGAGUUGUGCAGUAUCUUGAAGAGCUGGUUCCGUUGCCGGACUUUGAACCGGAGACGCCGGGGAUUGGGGUGCUUAGUUCGGUUAUGGUGGGAGGAAGCUCGUCGGUGGUGGUGUCUAACGGUUCGUGUCCGGCGACGACUGAGUCUAUGUUUAUUACUCACUCGAUUCAGUACGGAGAAGGACGAUGAAAGCACUCUUAAGCUCAAACGUUUGUGUUCUUGUCAUUUUAUUUUAUUUUUGUUUUGAUUUUAAAGUUUGCAAAUAAUAUUUAUUGUUAAAAAAUGUUUUAGAGAAUGUAUAACAAAUUAAUUUAUGAAUUAGCCUCAGGCAAUUUAUGAUUU
Molecule: messenger RNA, 2298 nt
Organism: Brassica napus (rape)
Lineage: Eukaryota; Viridiplantae; Streptophyta; Magnoliopsida; Brassicales; Brassicaceae
Product: L-type lectin-domain containing receptor kinase I.8-like
Exons: 1
Coding region: 145-2145 (666 amino acids)
Biological process (GO): protein phosphorylation
Cellular component (GO): plasma membrane
Molecular function (GO): protein kinase activity; ATP binding; carbohydrate binding
Source: RefSeq, a predicted model, not a curated record